AUGUACCCAUUAUCAUCGUCGUAAUAGUCGAUUAACACAAAAUUAAUGUGUAGGCGUUUGUAUAACUUUACUUUCGUUGCGAAUCACUUUUUUUUAAAGGUGAACAUGAAGUGUUACAUUUCCUUUUUUUUUUGUGGGACUGUUCUCUGCAAGUUACUCUAUGCUAUAAUUGAUAGAUUGAUGUAUUUAAAGCAUGUGACUACCAAUUGAAUUUAGCAAUAAAAGUUCCCUUAAUGAUAGGGCAGAGUGGGUAAUUUUCUAAAUUGACAGCUUUUCCGUGGAAUAUUUUUCAUUCUAAAAUUGUAUUUUUUUGCACUACAGACUUUCCUUUUGAUUGAUGUGUUAUGCUUGCAAUAGGGUUUUCACCCAGUUAUUCCUUCUUUCAGCCCAUUCUAAUCUCUCCCGCUCCUUCCAAAAAAAAAGCUUUCGUACCUUUUUGUUGCCUCCAUUCCUUCUGGAUCUUCCACCCAUGAUAUCUUAACCCCUUAUACUCACCUCUGUGUACCCUAGCCCUCAGUCCCCCUUCUUCCUUUAUCACCCUAUACAGUCUGACCAACCAUUCCACCUGUCUCCUCCCUUGUAAUUAUUCGCAACCCAACUCCUUAAUAAUUUCCAUCAGACUAUUUAUUUCCCCUUCUUGCUCUUCCCUUCUCCUCCACAUACCUAUCACUAGAGAUGGGGAAAAAUGGUGUAACGAUUUUUCCGCGAAUUUUCGCGAAAAACGCGAAAAAAGAUUUUUAUAACUAUAAAACGUGAAAUUCUGAAAAUCUCCGAAAAAAAAUGUUAAAAUAUGAAUUAUUUGUGACUUUAUAAAAGAUUAUGUGCGCGAUGUCACAAAAUACGAUGUUCACAAAUUAGGUUGGAAAUACCACUUAUUUUAAAACACCUUAGCUGUCUUUUAGCAUCUUCCAUUUGCCAGAAACAUUACGCCUAUCAAUUCAGAAUAUUACAUAUUGCAGUACUUAUUCAGCCGGCAGCCUCCAUAUUUACACACAGCAGUCCUUAUCCUUCCCCUUCGCUUCACAAUAGAAUACAAAAUAAUUUUUCCGUUGAUUAAAUUUUUCAUUGCUUUACUCCGCUGCUUAAUUAGUUCUUUCCGAAUACCUGGUACCGAAAAAAAUGUUAUAUAAUGUUUUUGUAAACAUUUAUUACGCCAUCCCGAAUUCUGAACUCGAUAUUCGUUUGUUUUCGUUGACGCCAGAUUGCAACGGAAGACAAUUGAAUGCGCUAGCAGCGAGCACACGUACCAACGUACCAAUUUUUCGUUAGCAAAACAACACGUGACGUGUGUUAUCUUUCGGGAUACCUAGUUAAUUUGCCGUGUUCAUUAAUAUUCUAUAAUUUGCAAAAGUUUACACGGGCAGGCAGUUUAAGUAAAACAAGAAUCCUUGUAGGUUUUGACUUAUUUACUGCUAGGCCCAAUAUAGCGAUGCCAAAAUUUAAAGCAUCUUGCUUAUCGCGGGCGACGGAAUUUAAAUCGGAAGGGCUGUACGUUUCCAACAACAUUUUGUUCUGCAAAUGGUGCAAUUGCCGAGUUUAUUACGAGAGAAGGGACACUGUUGUCAAACAUGUUGCUAGUAAGGUAAGUGUACCAGAAGUCGUCAUCGCACCAGUAGUCGUCACUUAUAAAUAAAAAAAUUAAUAUUAAGUGCAAGUAUGCAAAGUCUCGCGAUUCGAACGUAUUAAAAUUCAGAUUGAUAGUCACUUAUUUUUGUCGACAUAAAGAUUUUCGGAACGCACCCGAUUACAUAAGGGGAAUUCCCGCAUCUAAGAGGCUGUGCACCAUACUCCGAGAAGUGGUAUAUACUGCUGUUGGUUUGUGCUAAGAAGGUAAGUAAUUAGUUUUUUCAAUUAUUGCAUUCGUAUUUCUUUCAGGGUAAUGUUUGCAUUUUUAUGUUUCUAAGAGGUGUUUAGCAAAAUAUCUGGCAUAUUAAGUCUAGCGAUACUAUGCAAAGUUACAAAAAAAAUGUGGGUGACGAGCACUGGAUCACUUAAUACCAUAAAUCACCAGUUUUCGUCAUGCCUGACGAACACUGGUACAUGUCAGUUAUUUUUAAAAUCGAAUAUCUGCAUUCGUUAAAAUGUAUAUUACAUCAUGAUAAGUUAACUGUGUUUGUAAAACAUCCAAUCAGUGAUCAGGACCAGUAGUUGUCACAGGUGACGAACACUGGUACAGAAUCAUGACGAAUACUAGAACAUUAGCUUAAAAAAUAAUUAACAUACUAAAAUUAGAACUAUUUGAAAACUUACCCUCAUUAGUGUAUUUUGCUUCCUCCCCGAUAAUAUAUAAUUUUGGUUACAUAUAAGUAUUGGAUUAUUUUCAUUAAAAUAAACAUUUCUCGAUAUGAUUUGAAAAUAGUUUGUAAGUAUUUCAUUCGGUAUUAGUUUGAUGUCAAAUCAUAAAUUAACACAAUAAAACUCAUUUGCAGUGCCAUGCUGAGAGGAAGCAUACUGAAAUAUGAGCCCCACCAGAUGGAAGAGGCUUUGCAGGCUGUGAAGGACGGGAUGUCCAUAAAACAGGCAGCAGAAAGACAUGGUGUUCCGAGGAACACACUUUCGGAUAAAGUAAAGGGCAAGACACCUAUAGGACGAAAAAUGGGACCCGAAUCUUGGCUUAAGAAAGAGGAAGAGAGCAUGCUAGUGCAGUGGGCUCUUUCUCUCUGUAAAGCAGGAUUCCCGAUUACCAUAGACGACUUGCAGAAUAGUGUGCAGCAGUUAUCUAAGGAGUUAAGGAGGCCUUUUCCUUUUAAAGAUGGGCGGCCAGGUAGGAAAUGGUGCACAUCUUUCCUUAAAAGGAAUCCAGGUUUAACCUUGAGAACUGCACAAAAUCUGACUUCCAGUCGGGCAGCUGUCUCGCAGGAACAGAUAUCAGCAUGGUUUAGGGAAGUAUACAAGUACUUGGAGGAGAACAAGCUGGAAGAUGUUCUGUCUGACCCAAGAAGAAUUUUCAACGGAGACGAGUCUGCUUUUUUCCUGAACCCUAAGGGUAACAAAGUUCUGGCCAAAAAAGGAGACAAAAACAUUUUUCAGCAAGUCAACUCUGACGAAAAGGAAUGUAUCACUGUAUUACUGACUGGGAAUGCAGCUGGUGAACUUUGCCCACCACUGCUGUGCCUCAAGUAUGAAAGGCUUCCACAGGAUAUUGUAGCAGGAAUACCUUCCGAGUGGGGAAUUGGCAAGUCACCAAAUGGUUGGAUGACUGGUGAAGUAUUUUAUGAAUUUCUGACUAACAUAUUUCACCCAUGGUUGGUGAAGAAGGAGAUAACUUUACCAGCAAUUAUUUUCAUUGAUGGCCAUUCAUCACAUCUGACUCUGAACAGCAGCACAUUCUGCAAAGAUCAUGGGAUAGUUUUAGUGGCGUUAUUGCCUAAUUCCACCCACAUACUGCAGCCCAUGGAUGUCGGAGUCUUCAAGCCACUCAAAAGUGCAUGGAAAAAUGUAGUUCAUGAGUGGCGACUGCAGCGUGUGGCUCACAAGGAAGACCCCACACUAAAGAAGAAAGAUUUCGCCAAACUGCUGGAUACUGUGAUCGCGAAAGUUGUCACCCCAGAAAUACUGCAGCACUCGUUCAGGAAAAGUGGAAUUUUCCCAUGGGAUCCUUCUGCAGUGGAUGAGGACAAGUUCGUUUCUAGGCCCUCCAGUGUCCCAUGCACACCAGCAUCAACACUUUCCUCACCUACACCCAAGACUCCAGAAAGUAAUAUUGGUAGUUCUCGGGUUGUUGAGCACUUGGAAAAGUUUCUGGGACAUAACAAAUUGAAGCUUUUCAAUGAAUCGGGAGAUGUGUGGCAGGGAGAUGUUAGAGACACGUCCAUAUUUGAAUAUUGGAGACAUGUUAGAAAUUACGACAAGGUCGAAACCAGCUCUUCUGUCCAACAUGAGGAACCACACCCCCAAAUUGAAGAACCAACAGUACCUGAAAAACCAUCAAACCCUCCAACUGCUGUUGAAGAAGAACUACCAAUCAUUGAAGACACCAUUUCCUCAAUUAAUCCUGAGCCUACUCCAUCAACAUCCAAAGAUCUUACUGCUGUGCCCACAGACAAAUCCAUUCCCUCACCCUUCAAGCGAGCAUUGUUUUGGCCUUCUCAGAAAACCAAGUUAAAGAAACGUGCACCAAGAGAGAAAAUUCCUUCUGUUGCUAGUUCGAGUGCUUGGCAAGAUUACUUUUCUAAGAAAGAGAAGGCCAAAAUUGACUUGCAAAAGCAAAAGGAAGAACGGGCAGCUGAAAGAUUGCGAAAGAGGUUGGAGAAAGAAAAACAGACUGCCAAGAAGAGGAAAGUGGAUGACAAUUCUACAUCAUCAUCAUCGGAGGAAGAAAUCAUUCCUAUGGAAUCUUCUGAUGAAUGGAGUGGGGAACAUGAAGAAGAAGAAUGUGUAGAGUUAGAAGAGGUGACUGAUGAAAAUUUGCGGCCUGGAUCUUUUGUUCUUGUGACAUUUAUGGGUGGGAAAAGGGGCGCAACAAAAUACAGAUUUGUUUGCAUUAUCCAAGAAACUGAAGGGGAAGAAGUAAGAGUUAUGGGCAUGCGAGCUCAAGACGAGAGUAAGAAGGUAUUUGUGACAAAAGAAAAUGAUGUUUCUUAUGUAAGUAGGUCACAGAUUAAUGGCAUUCUUCCAUCUCCAAGCAUGAAUCAACAAGGUGCCAGGGUCAACUACAUUUUUAGUGCAUCUGUUGAUGUUAAUGAAAAUUAAGUUUAGAGAACUUGUGGAAGAUUGCACGAACUAAUACAAUUAUUGAACAAUAAUUAAUUAGAUAAUUUUUAAGAAAUAUAACUUUAGGUUUAAUUAUUUUCAAUGUUUUAUUGCAUUUUCAUUAGGCAAAUGUUCAUACUGUUGUGAAAUUUAAUCACGAAACAAAAAUGAUCACUUUAAAGAAUGUUUUUUGACUGAAUAUUUUAAAUACUUGUACAUUUUUUGUUUUACAUGUGUUAUGUAAAAAUGUACUUAAUAACUUCUUAUCACGUUUGUAUUUUCCAAUGUUUAUAUGUAAGUGUUGGCACAAUGUAUCUUGUUUCCAGCUUUAUUUAUUGCGACCAAUUGCGACUGCCGAAAGCAAUGUAUAGGUCGGUAAGUUGAGUAUAAGUAAUAUAAUUUUUAUGUUUGUGUAUUUACAUUACAAUGUUAUGUUAGCAGUUCCAUUUAAUAGUUUGCAUUAUCAUUUAAAAUAAAGUGUUAAACCCAAAAUGGUACUAUAUAAUAAUUGCAAAUUCUUGUUUACAAUCUAUAGGCAUCGAAAUUACGCAUGACGACUACUGGCACAAAGAUGUGACGAGUACUGGUAAAUAUGAAAAUUGGCAUGACGACUACUGGCUCAAAAUAACACUUUUUUUAAAAUUGUAAAUAUACUAAAAUAAUUUGUCUUUAUACAAAAGUGAGUUAUAUUAUUGUAGAGGAAUGUUUGAGGUUCAACUUAAACACAUAAUAAGCGCUAAUACACCAAAAAGGUUAGGUAGGCGAUUUUUUUCCCUUAAAUUGUUCUUAGCAUGACGACUACUGGUGCACUUACCUUAAGCAUCAUGUGAAAGUGAGGUUAGGUGCCGAGGGCACAAGCAGUGGCAGCAAACGUCUUGCAACACUAGAAGAAGUCAAAAAAUUCGGGGAAAAAGUACGAGAGGACAGAGAGAUUUAUUUUGGAUACAACGAGGCUUUUAUAUCUGCCAACAUACCACUCCAGAAAUUAGACAACACCCAAUUACGUGGUUGGAUUAAUAAAAAUGUAAAGGGUGGGGGAGAUCUUCCUACAGCCAGUUCCCUUAGGAGAACAUAUGUUCCAAAAUUGGGAGAGAAAGUGGAAGCACAGUUAAAAGAUGAAUUUGAAGGGGUCAAUAUAUGUGUGCUAUGUGAUGAAACUACAGAUAAAGGAGGGGCAUGUGUUUUCAACAUCCUUUUCAAAAAAUUAGAACCUGCUAGUAGUCAAAACACAAAGUUAGUGGCAUCCAUUGUUCUGGAUGCAGCAAACAAUGCAACAUGUUCUAAAGCAGUUCUGGACACAUUGAACAAGUACAACAUUGAUUACAAUUCAGUGAAAGCUAUAGUAAGUGAUUCUGCUCCUUACAUGAACAAGUGUUUCACCACACUGAGUGGAUUGUUGGUAGAAGCUGUUUAUGUGCAAUGUGGGGCACAUAAGUUGCAUUUAGUAGGCAACACCUUCCAAAGUACACUGCCGCUUCUUAACAAGGCAGUAUCUAAGGUUAAGAAGGCAUUUCUUAACAGCAGAAGGAGAAGAAACCUCUACUUGGUAUUCUUGUCAAAAAAAUAUGGAACAUCCAGUGGCAAAGUCAGGGCUUUUCAUGAACCAGUUUUGACAAGAUGGAAUUCUUGGUUCCAUUCUGUCACUUACCUUUCUGAGUACUUUGAUAACAUAGUGGAAUAUUUUGAAAACAUUGAUGGCAGCUUGGAAUCGGAGAACAGUGGCAUAAGCUGGUUAAAGGACCGCACUGCUGCAGAGGUGGUUCAAAUAAAAAUUGAAGCUGAAUUUGUUUCAGUCCACUGCAGACAACUGUCUGAACUAAUCACAUUCCUGGAAGGUUCUGCUUACACAACAUCACACAUAUUAACCUGUAAACUUGAUGAUUUGGUGAGCAAAAUGCAGCUGUUAAGUGUAGGGCAAGUUGAGCAGUUUGGUGAAUGUAUUGUCCGUUUAUUGAAGAGUCUUUCACUUAAGCUUAAGGUGGAAAAAGUAUCCCUUCUGAAAGCAGCAGCUGUGAAGGCACAUACAAAGUUACAGGAUUUAAAUAAAAAAGAUCCAGCAGGAAAAAUUUUUUCAAGCAUGAGUUCAUUACUGAAUCCUAGAAAAAUAACUCAGCAAACUCCUUCCAAUGAAAUGUUGCAAAGUUAUAUGCACAACAUUCCUUUCAUCAAGAAAAUGAAACUGCAGACAUUUUUAGAAGGAUACCAUGCCAUGAAGAAUGUAGUUGUGGAAGAGCUGGGAAGGCCACAUUGUUCGGACAUAGACAUGGUAACCCUUAUGUGCUCUCUGAAAACAGACCACCCACAUUUUGCUUCAGUUUGUUUGAAGGCUUUGUGGCUGCCUACAAGCAAUGUUGACAGUGAGAGGUCCUUCUCACAUUAUUCACUCGUAGUAAGUGACCGGAGCCGCAGGCUGUUACCAGAAAAUGCUGAAAUUCUGACAAUGAUUAAUUUCAACAAGACCUGAAGUGUGUAGCGUUAACAUGACUAAAGUUUAACCACUUUUAUUGUAACAAAACUUUUGUACAUACAGCAUUCAUUUCUUAAUUUUUAAUUGUUCGUAAUCAGAAUAAUAGAAACGUAAGAGUGCACAAAUAAAUUUUGUUCUAAAUUUGUGAUCAUCAGUACGGUGCUUUAAACUUUUGAAAAAAAUGUCGUAAGUACCGGUAGUAAAAAAAUUUCUUUUUUUAAAAUAUCGUUUUAAAAAACGUUUUCCUAUAAAAACACAAAACACCGCAAUUGCUGAUUAUUGAAACGAAAUUGGCAUAAAAAUAACACCGCUUUUUCCCAUCACUACCUAUCACUCACGUGACUACUCUACACUGCAUCUUCUCCAGCUCCUUUACGUCAGUCACUAGGUUGGGGUCGCAGAUCACAGCCACAUACUCCAUCGCUGGCCUGACCAGUGUGGACUAUGUCUUCUCCCUUACCCUCUUCCCUGCUCCCGGUAGGGUCCUGCCAAGCAACCCCAGCACCCUUCUCGCCGUACUCAACCAGAGACACCCCUAGGUACUUUAAUUAUCAGCCUCCUUUAUCACCUGCCCCUUCCAGCUAUACACAUUACUUACUCAUUACUUUCCUCUUCCUCGUGAAUGUAACCACCUUCAUCUUUUCAACAUUCAGUGACAUCCUAUCUUCCUCUGUCAUCAUUCCAAGUCUGCUUAUGUCAUCUUGUAGAUUUACCCCUUCCUCCAUCACCUCAUACACUAUGCAAUCAUCCGAAAAUUCUCUCAUCCUGGCCUCCAUGCCCUCUUCAGUAUCGUUCAUCAUUAUAGUGAACAACAUGGGCCUCAACACACUCCCUUGUGGCACUCCUGACAUCACUUCCCCCUCUUCAGACUUUUCCCUUCCCACCCUCACCCACUGUCUCCUAUCCCUCAGGAAGAGUCCUACCCAACCAACCUUCCUCUCCUCCUCUUACAAGCAUCUCUACUACCUUCUCCGUUAGUCUCUGCAGUACCUUUUUGAAUGCCUUUUCAAAGUCUAUGAAAAUUGUAUCUAUCUGCUUCCCCCCGCCCAUCACCUGCACCUGAUCUUCUAGCAACCCCGCCAUCUGUGUUUCACACGAGAACCCUCUCCUGAAACUAAGCUCUCUAUCGCCCACUCAACUUAGAUAAUUCAUUAUUCCUUCCACUUACCGCCCACCAGCCUCUCCAUAACUUUGUCUACAUAGUAAAUCAGGUUGUGUGGUUUAUAGUUCGCCGGAUUUGCUUUAUCCCUACCUCCCUUGUAAACUGGUACCACUACCGCUUCCUUCCAUUGAUUUGGCAAUUUCCCUACCUCGAAGGAUUAUAGGAACAUCACCGUUAGGUAUCUGCAUACCUCCUUACCCCCCAAGUUAAGGUGGCUGUUCCCUAUCUUGUCUGGUCCUGCUGCCUUCUUUCCCUCCAAACUUCUGACCCCCUUUUGUACCUCUUCUAUCCGAAUCUCUAAACCCCUCCAUUAUACUGUCUUUUCUACUUUCCAACCCUCCCACACCUCUUCCCUUAAAAUACAGAUAGGUAUUGCUCCUGUAGCAAGUUUGUCUUUUCCUUGUCCCCUGUCCCCUGUGGAAUUAAUAACUGAGUACUUGUUGAAAAUAAAGGGGAAAGUUAUUUAUACAACCUGGAAUGUAUUACUUUAAAGUUUGCCUGGAACCUAGGUAGGACACUCCAAGCAGUAUCUGUCUGUCUGUAGGCUUAUCAGUUAUGCUUGCCUUGCAUGCUGAGGCAUGCUUAUCUGCUGAUGUGCAGCAAGUCUGAGUCACAACAUUAGAUAGUGAAUACCUAGAAGUCUUGCCAGUAGACAGCCUUAGUAGCAAGCUAGCAGUAGUGCUGAGAGUGGAAAUAACAUAUUUUUCUCAGUGCUUUUUGUUCAAUACAAACAUUUUUUUUAUUAAUGCAGUAUAUAUGACCAAGUUAGACAGUGAUAUUGACUUUUUUUCUCAGAGAUGUUUCUAUGUUAUUAACUGUUAUUAAUUUAUAGAGUGAUGUCAUGUUAAAAGAAUGGAGUGUUCUGUUGGGAUAUUCGUUAGAGAGGUAUGUCAUAAUUUAGCCUAUAGUAGAUCAUCCAAACUCAAAACAUUAAGUGAUGUUAGUGAUGAGAAAAAAAACUUCUAAUUUUGAGAUCAGGUUGUGAAAACAUAAAAAAACAUUUGUACGUAUCAUGAAAAAAAAAAAUAUUGACAAAUAUUUUCAUAUUCAUGGAAAACGUUGUUGUGAUCCCUACCAACUUCGCAAGAAAACUCUUCGAGAAAUAACCCUCACAACUGCUACAAACUGCAAUGUUUGAUUCCUGGUAAAGCUUUGUGCUCCAAGUGCUUACAAAACGUACAAACUUCUUCACAUAUUUCAGGUGAUGACACUGAACAACCUCAUGAUUUGUUUGAACCAGAAUGUGUUUUGGUAGAGUCAGUUAAUACAGCAUGUUCAGCACUUGGUGUAUCUCCAGUUGAGGUACAGAAACUCUCAAUGUAUGCUAGACCACCUGUUUUAAAAAAGAAGGUGUCUAAGAUUUCUGCAGUUGUAUCUGAUAAGCUACAAACAUUUUUCAAUUUAGAAUCAUCAUUACAAGAUGAAGAGGACACGAACUGCAAUUAUUUACAAAAUUUAGGUGGUGAAUAUGAAUCACUUAUCGAGGAACUUAGAAAAAAGUUCAGAACUGCAGAAACUACAAAAGAGAAAGUAGUAAUUCUCAUAUUAUUGCCUAAAUUGAAAAAAUCGAGACUUAAUUUUAUGCUAAUCAGUACUUAGUUCGAUUGACCCAUAACCUGAAAAAAGAGGAUGGAGUUUUGCCUGAUAUUUUGAGUAAAAAAGUGGGGGAAAAGUGGGACGAGUUAACCAUCGUGAAAGUGCAAACAUUUUAUGAAAAUGAUGAGUAUAGUCGUUUGAUGCCCGGGAAGAAAGAUUGUGUAUCUGUAAGAAAAGAUGGCGUAAAAACUAACACUCAAAAAAGAGAUAAUAGCCCCAACAUAAAAAUAGGAUUCUCUAAAUUAGAGAGUUACGACCAAAAUAUUGUGUGCUUACAGGUUAUGCUGGUACUCAUUCUGUGUGUAUGUAAAAUGCACCAAAAUGUUAAACUUAUGCCUGCAGCUAUAAAAACUAAACUUGAUUACAAAGAACUUCUGAGUAAGAUGGUUUGUGAUUUAAAUAAUGAAAAGUGUAUUACCUCACAGUGUGAAAUGUGUCCUGGUAAUGAAAAAGUUAGGGACGUCGUCAUGGAAGAUAUUGGAGCAUUUGAAAUCUGUGAAGUCAAAUAUAAACAAUGGUUAUCAACCGAUAGAUGUCAACUUCUAGAACUUGUAGCUACACCUGAAGAAUUUUGUGAUAAUUUAUUGGAAGGUCUUAGUGACUUAAAACUACAUCAUUACAUAUCAAAACAACAAUCUCAGUAUCUAAAAUCCCUAAAAGAAAACCUUAAAGAAAAUGAGUAUAUUAUCAUGGGUGACUUCUCAGAAAACUUUACAUUUGUAAUGCAAGACGAGAUCCAAAAUUACUAUUGGGUUAACUCUCAAGCCACUCUUCACCCUUUUGUCCUGUAUUUUAAGUCUGGAGGUAAACUGGAAAGUGAAAGUUAUUGUGUAAUUAGUGAUUCAUUAGAACAUAGCACUGUUGCAUUUUAUUGUUUUCAGAGGAUUAUCCUGCAGCACAUAGUCAUCACACAUUGGCAUUGUUAAAAUCUUUUACUUUUCAGAUGGCUCUGCAGCACAAUAUAAGAAUAAGAAAAACUUUAUCAAUUUUUGUCACCAUGAAAUUGACUUCGGUUUGAAAGCAGAAUGGCAUUUCUUUGCUACUUCUCACGGCAAAGGUCCAUGUGAUGGAGUUUGGGGCCCUUGCCCAUCUUUUUAUGAAAUGCGUCCGUCACCCACCUGCCAUCCGUCAACAAGCGGAGCGGUUCACACUGGUCUGCACGUCCAUCAAAUACUUUUCCAUUUUGGUGCUGCCAACAGACUAGAAGGUUUUAAUAAUGGUGAAAAUUUCUCUUCUAUAGGUUUGCUUAUCAUUGAAGUUAAUCACUUAUAUAUCAUUAGACUCAAUUUUUAUCGCUCGCUCUGAUAUUUAUUAAUAUAUUUUCAGUUUUUCAUGUGUAAUUCUUAAACUUUUAUGAUUCAGGCAAUUUUUCUAUCAAACAUCACACUUUAAAAUGAGUUCAAACGAAAGUUAGAAACAUUUAAACUAAUGUAAGCUAAACAAACAUAAAAACCUUUUAAGUUAAUAAAGGUUUCCCGGUAACAGGGUUCUUGCUAACACUUUGGAGGUUAUUUCACCCGUCCUUUGAAAGUUAAAUCUUGGUAAGGUUUUUACUGUUGGAUGAAUGUAAUUUUCUGGGCCAUCUGAUUGGCUGCAGGUCACGUGAUUGACGAAUGACACACAGACAGGUGAUGAACGGACGAGAUGGAUCAUUGUGAGUCCAUCUUUAGGUAGUAAGUAGAUCAGCUUAUUAUGUAGGUUCAAUGUCAUGGUGACCAACAAGGUCUGUAUUUUAUUGGGUUGAAUAUUUUUAUAGCAGUUUCUGAUGUUUAAUUAUUGUGAUUUAGAAAAGCCAUUUAAUGGCAUGUUUACUGAUUUUAGCAAGGUUGUGUAAGUGUGAUUUGCAGUUUUUUAUUUCAUUUAAAGGAUGGAAAAGACAGGUGCACUACAUACGGAACCAAUUUUUCAGACAGUUUAUCAGUUCCAGAGACGUUCUGGUGCUUUCCAUAUGUAUUUCUUAUGAUUGGAAAAUCAUUCCCAUGGGAGGCUCUAAAUUUAUCAGAGUUUGGUGCCAGCAAAUCAGCAAAGACUUUGUGAUAUUGUAUUUUUUUCUUACAGAAACACCUUAAGGAAAGGGUACCUAAUGUAUUUUGUAUGGUAAUGUGUCUUGUAUGUAAGAGCUAGGCUGCGAUUGUUAGGUGAGGUCCCAUGGCUGCUUCUUCCCAGUGUGGCUAUAGGCUGUUGCGUAGCCUCGGAUGGAUUUUCUUUUGUUUGAGGCACAUGACUCUGAUGAGCGAGCCACAGAAAGGAUUUUAUGUUUGGUACAUCACAGCAUUGUGUAAUGGACAUGAAUUUGCAAUGGAAGAAGAAAAAAAUUAUCAAGUAAUUUCAAACUCUUUUAUUUAAAAACAACCAUUAGAAGUUUCUGGUAAAUUAAUAGUCAUAGACAUAAUUUUACAAUCAACUACCUGCAACAUCAGAUGGAAUAUUUUUCAAGUUUUUUUUUGUUUCUGCAAGGAAAGAUCAUCAUAUUAGCUAGGCACGAUUGUGACUUGUCAUAAAGUAUGCUAUUAAGUAUUAAUUAUUAUUUUAAUAUCAUCUUAUGUUGAAAAUUAGGUCAUUAAAGCCUUAUGAAUACAUCAACUUUACUGAGUUUAUUAGACACCAAUAUUUCAGGAAACUGGAAUAGUUAGAAUGUUGGCUGUACCACGACUCAAACCGAGUGCUCAGGAACGUACAGCAUCUUUGUGGUGUUGGAGAUGUUUAAAACUGGAUAUCUGAAUGUUUUGUGGGAAAAUAUAAGCUAAAUUCCUUCCCUUUUUUUUGCAUUAUGACUUGUUAAUGAUUUAAUUGGAGACACCUACAACUAUCAGUACAGUGAAAUAAGACGAAGGGGUCAUACCAUGUCAGUUCAUCCAGGGCAUGUAACCCAUGUUUUUUGAUUUUAAUAAAAAUUGGUUCAAUUGUUAGGUGACAAAAGGCCACUUAAAAUCCAAAAUUUUAGAUUUUUAUCUCAAAUACUUCCUGAGACAUGGAAGGUUCCUUUGUGACCAUUUUUGGCCUAAAACAGGUUGUAAUGACAGCAUAAAUUGCUCAGUAUCUGUGUUUCCUUGCUUUGUAUUUCACUGUAAUAACAAUAAUUCAGAAUAAGAACACUUUUCCUUAUGUAAAAUUCUCUAGAGAAUUCAAAUUUUGCCACCAAAUUGCUAUAUCUAUAAUGGUUUGUAAGUUAUAACAGAAUUAUUAACAUGACUGAUGUUUCAUGUAUCAUCUGCAUACUUUAUUACAAAAUAGACUGUUUCUCAAAAGGCAGACCUCACAAUAAAAUGAGCUUGGUACUAUGUGAAAGAGGAGGAAAUUUUCUAUAAGAUACAUUAAAAAAAUAGUGGCUUUCUGCUGGAGUGUUAAAAAACAAAAUGAAAAUGACUUGGUGAUGUAAAUGGGACCCAUAUCAAAAGGCAGCCAGAAGAUGGAAGCAAAGAGGAUCGAAUAUAAGGGUUGUGUAUGUCCCAUAUUUUCCGCAUAUUACACAAGGAUUUUGUGCAAAUUUCAAAGCCUCUAGUAACCUUCCCUGUGUUAUGUGAAGAGCCAUGUCAUGUGACUGCAUAUGUCAUUUCUGCAUGGAGUCUGCCUGCUAGCUAUAAGAGAGGGGUUCUUUGAUACUUGCUCUGUUCCCCUUGGCAUUGGUAUUUUUUUCUGCUUCCUCAGAGGCAGUUGAGAGAUAGGCCUAAUAUCUGGGCUGUCACAGCAAAUGCAGUAUAGUGGCCCAUGUACAGAGGGGCAAAAGUGAGGAAAGCAAUAAAGAUAACCGGGUCAGAUAAAAGGCGUGUGUCUGCCACCAUGCAGACUAAACUUUGUAGGCCAUUCUUACUGCGCUGCCUGUGUAUAAUGUUAGUAGAAAGUCUUAGUUCAUUAUAAGUUGGAUGAGAAUUACAUAGCUACCAGUACUACUAAACUAGAAUUCUGUUCUGUUGGGAAUGAUAUGCAUGUAGAAUGCCAUAAAGAGUGUUAUAUUAAAACAAAGGGAAUCAAAAGAUUGGAAUCACUUUCCAAAGAUAUUCAAACUCUUCUUGUGCUGAGAACAGGUAUUUAUAAACAUAAUCUUCACACCAUAUGUUUUCAUCACAAAUUUAUGAAAUGUUUCAGACAUCAUGUUGUGAUCCUAUGAAAGUGCAUAGUGUUCCAGUUAAGCGUUCUUUGCGCACAAUCUCUUUACAGUGCUACAGAAAAGCAGCAGACAAGGGACUUAAUUUAAUUCCUGGUAAAAAAUUAUGCUCCUCAUGUAGGAAUAGGUUGUAUAAUAUUCAAGAAGUAGGUGCACAGGUAACUUCAGAAUCAUCUGAAAGUGACGUUGCAGAGGGUUUAGAGAUUCAAGCAUCAAAAGAAGAAACCCGUAGCUUACUUGACAAAACUUUGUAAUAUUUGCAACAGUCACCAAUAAAACUGCAUGCUGUACCACAACAUGCAAAAGAAAAAUAUGGGAAACGUAAAGUACAAGAGGUAUAAUCAGCUAUAGCAGACAAAAUAUCUAAAGUAUUAGAUAAACAGCUACCAGCCACAUCAACUAGUAAAAGUACAGAAUUACAGAGGCAUGAAGUGGAACAAAAGGCUGCCGAUUUGGACCGUUUGGUAACUUUAAUAAAGCAAAAGCUGCCCACAAUGAAUAGACAAAGAAAAUUACAAAUUCUUACCCUUAUCCCUCAAUCAUGGUCCAGACAGAAGGCAGCACAAGAAUUUGGUGUAUCUGAGUACAUGGUAAGACAAGCAAGACAACUUACACUGGAAAAAGGAAUCUGCGCAUUAGUUCAUCCCACAUGUGGGAAGAAGUUACCUGAAGUAUCUGUGCAGGUCAUUCAAGAUUUCUAUCAAGAUGAUGAGUUUUCCAGGGAAAUGCCAGGAAUGAAAGAUAAAGUUAGUAUAUCCAAAAAUGUUUACAAACAGAAAAGACUUUUGCUAUGCAACUUGCAUGAGCUGUAUUGUUCUUUUAAGGCAAAAUAUCCAUCUCUCAAGGUAGGGAUUUCAAAGUUUUGUACAUUGCGUCCUAAAUGGUGCAUUUUAGCUGGAAGUUCUGGAACCCAUUCCGUCUGUGUGUGCACUAUACACCAAAAUGUUGAAUUACUUCUUCAAUGUCUUGGUGUAGGUGAAAAAUAUAGUUCACUUAUUUUGUAUCUUGUAUGUGACAUUUUAAAUCCUGCCUGUAUGCUAAGACAAUGUGAGCAAUGUCCUUCUCCAGAUACUCUAAAGCAGCAUCUAUAUCAUACUUUAGACUGUGAUCCAGAUGAUGUGUAUGUAUAUAUAUAAACAGUGGGUCAGUACAGACAGAACACAAUAACAAACCCUUACCUCAAGUGUAAGACUUUAUGGAAAUUUUAGUACAAACAAUGGAACUCCAUAUACCCCAUUCCUAUACCACAAAGAAACAAUCGGACUUCCUCAAGCAGCUGAAAGAGAAAAUAAGUGAAAGAGACGUUAUAGCUUUAUUAGAUUUCGGUGAAAAUUUUUCCUUUGUUAUCCAAAAUGAAGCACAAGGAUACCAUUGGACCAAUAGUUAAUGUACAGUUCAUCCAGUAGUCAUUUACUACAAACAUUCAGAAAAUGCUAAUUUGAAAACAAGCAGUCAUUGUUUUUUGUCAAAUGAUUUGGAUCAUGUUUCAAUGGUGUAUAAAACACAGUCAGAAAUAGUCACAUAUGUUAAAAGACACCUGCCUCAUGUAAAACACAUAUGUACAUUAUUUCAGUCAGUGGCGAAUAUAGGUUAUAAUUUUGGGGGGGGCCCAACAUGACCGAGCGUACCAACAUUUAUGCUUGCUUUUUUUUUAAUCAACAUCAUUUAAUGAUUAUGUAAGUUUACAAAGGGUUUUGAGGAAAGUUUUAGAACUAAACAAUAUAUGUAUUAUUUAUAUUUAUUUAUGUUUUGGUUUCCGGUUAUUUUUAUAACAGAACUGCAUUGAUUUUUUAUUAUAUAAUAACACAUUGUUUUGAAAAACGUGCGUAUUUAACAUUUAAUUGUAUUCACGUUUAUAUUAAUUUCCAUUUUCCCUUUACUUUUUUCUAUUUUACUUAAUGUGUUACCUUUUUUUAGUAAAGAUUUUUUUCCCUUUUGUCCCAACAACCCAACAAAAGUAAAUUUUGUACAAUGGAAAAGAAUGUUGGUUUAUUAUUUUUGAGCUAUAAAAAGGGUGUAAUUAUGUAAAUACAUUUUAAAAAUUCACUUUUUAUGUAACAUUUACAAAACGAAGUCCAGAUUUCUUGGUUUACUAGCAAAUUUAUCAAGUACUUCUUCAUCGCUUAUUUUAAUGUCUCUAUGGAUCGAAAGUAAUGCUAAUCCAUUAAGCCUAGUUUCUGAUGUGGUAUUUCUUAUGUAAGUCUUCAAUCUUCUUAAGCUUUAGAAGCUUCUUUCUACGGUUGCGACAGAAACAGGCAGAACUGCUAGCAGUUUCAAGAGAUUAUAAAUGUUAGGGAAGAAAGUCUUGUCACACUUUUCUAGAGAACUAAUGGCUGUUUUAGGAAGAUUUUCUGAUAUUUCCUGACUCCACUUUUCUUUCCACAACAUAAACUCACUUUGCACGACCUCUCUAUGUGACAAAUCAUCUUCGUAGAAAUUGAAAGCAGCUUCCAAUGAACAUAAAUCUGUUUUGAUACAAAAUUCUGGAAGGAUUUGUUGUAAGGAUGCAACUGUAUCCUUGUGAGAUUCAAAGCGUUCUUUCAGUGAAUUACAAAAAUCAUCAAGGUAAGGUACAUAAACAGCUCGUCGGUAGUAUUCUUCUUCUGUGCUGUAAGGGACGUUGUUGCGGGCUGUUUGAAGGCGACAAACUCUAGGAAUCUCUUCUUUAAUGUCGAGUUUUGUAGCAAAUUCCUUUACUUGAGCAUACAGGGAUUUGAAGUUGUCAUUGGCAUUUUCCCUUUGUUUAGAUAGCAGAUCUAAGACACUUGUAACAUUUGCAAUGGCUUGAGAAAGAUCUAUGUUUUUUCUUUGAAGGUUCACAGAUAAGUUAUGUGUAGUUGACAGCAUCUGGCUCAAAAAAAAAAUAUUAACAAGAAAUUGAAAUUGACUGAUAGAACUACUAAGAGCAUGUGCCUUAGGUGCUGAGUCACUUGAUUCUUCUUCUAUUUUCAAAAGAGAGAGAAGAAUUGGUUCUAAAAUCUCUUUAAAUAAAAUCACUGAGUCGUGCCUUUCCACCCAUCGUGUUUCACAUAAUGAGAUAAGUUUCUUUUUUUUUCUGUUCAGGACAACAGUCAGAUAUCGUUGAUUUCAAUAUUUCAGUUCUUUUGGCUGACAUAUGGAAGAAUCCGCAGACUUCUUUGAUAACGCCCAUACAAUUUCUUAUAGAAGGAAUUUUACUUGCAUCUGACAAACACAAAUUUAGACUAUGUGAAGAACAAUGUGUGUACAAAGCUAGUGGUAGUUUUCCUUUGAUAGCAGCUUGUACCCCUCUGAAUUGCCCUCUCAUCGUGGCAGCGUCAUCGUAUCCUUGACCUCUCAUUUUCGUUAAGUCAAGCCCUAAAUUUGACAAGGUCUCUAACACUGUGUUAGCUAAGCCUGCCCCAGUAACGUCAUAAACAGGGACAAAAGUUAGGAAAUCUUCUCUAAUAUUGUAUGACUGGUCUUCAACAUACCGUACACAAAGAGAAAACUGUUCUAUUUGGCCAAUGUCAGUUGUUUCAUCUGCUAAAACGGAAUAAAAAAUAGAAUUCCUGACAUUUUUCACAAUUUGGGAUUGGAUUAAAUGACCAAACGUGUUAAUGAGCUCGUUUUGAAUAAAAGAACUAGUGUACAUGCUCCUCCCUCCACUGUUCAUUAACUGGUAUUUUAGGUCAUUAUCACCACUGUUUGCUCUGUAUCUCAGCAGUGAUCGAAAAUUUCUGUCAUUAUUUUCUGGCUCUUCUUGGCUUAUACGUCCACUGUCACGAUGACCUCUUAGUGCGAUUUGCUGUCUUCCACAAAAUCUUAUUGUUUGUAUGAUAGGGAUCAGUCUUUCCCUGUUUUUUUCAAUAUUCAAUCUCCUUUGAGCAUUGACUUGAUUUAUAACACACUCAGUUUUUUUUGUAACAAUUGAUUUUGUGUUUUCAGCAAUCGAAACUGAUGUUUUAUGGUACGUGCAAUUUUUAUGUUUACGAAAAAUUUCCUUGGCUUUUUUCAAAUUACUAAAAGCCCUUGUUAUUAAUGCUCCUGUUUCUUGGUGAUCUCCUUUUCCUACACUUUUGGAGUGUGAAAAUAUUACGCAAUAUUUACAAAAAGACCCUGAUUUUUCUUCAGAGAAAGCUAACCACUCAAAUUCUUCUAGCCAUUUCAUUUGAAAAGAUCUAGUAUGAUUUGAACUAGAAGAACUACUAGAAGUAGAAGGAAAUUUGUAUACAGGAUGAGGUUUCCAAAUAUUUUCUACAAGCGUAAUUUUUUCUUCAUUCGUUAACGAACGAACGGAAUUGCUUUGACAAUAGUUUCCAAUAUCAUAUAUAUUUUUUCUUACUUGCUUGAAGUCUUCCGCAGCUGGUGCUGGAUCAAUGGCACUAGUACUUGCGACACCAGAAGAAACAUUGUUACUGGCACAGUCAACGUCAGCACUGUCACUAACAGGUCUAUUUACACUCUGUUUUUUCGUAAAAAAGUUUUGAAUAGAAGCUUGUCUCUUCAUUAUUAAUGCAGAUUACUUAAAUAAAAAUUAAAUAUUCCAGAACAGGAACAUUCAGAUGAUCGCAGAUACAUUCACCAACUCAAUAACAAUAAACACAGCUACAGAUACAGAUAAACCAACUUGACAAACAAGCAGAUAAAGCAUUAUAACACACGUGCCAACAACAUAAGAAUGAACUAUGGAAAAGGGAGGGCACAGAACGGAGAGUCCAAUGUAAACAAUUGAGGACAAGUUUCAGCGCUCCAAGCGGAAGCGCAGUGAAGUAACGCUUAGACAGCCCGCGCAAGAAAGGCACAAGUGAAUGCUAAUGUUUUCAUUGGUUUAUUUUUGCUGCACCUACUCACAAACAUUCGUUAACGCACAACAUUUAUUUUGUAUGGUAUUUAAUACUCUAAAUUAUGUUCCUAUAAGAGGAGUAAAAUAAAUCUGACAUUGCGUUUAGAAAUGUGGCGACGGUACAUAGCUUCUACAAAGUAAGUGGGUGCGCGACACUAGUCCGGCUGGCUGGCGCGACGGCGGCAGGCGGCAUCAUGACGGCUUACCUCUCCAUCCCCUGGAUAAUAUUCUCUCCUUGCCACCCCUCGUAAAACCUAAGCAUACGUAAAUUCGGGGUUCAAUGUAACUUUAAUUAUUGGAUUUGGAAUCCUAAAUGGUAAGAGUAUCACCUGUCUAACAAAGUUCCACUUUGCCUGAAAAAACUUAUGCACAACCACGAAACCACGAAACAUUAUAAGGGUCUAAAAAAUAUAUGUAAUUCUAAUAGUUUCAUUUUCUUAAAAAAUAUUUGUGUAGUGCUUAAUUAAUGUUAUCCUGCACUAUAAACUUUAGUUAUCAGCCUUACAUGC
This is a messenger RNA of Bacillus rossius redtenbacheri, 19335 nucleotides long. RefSeq lists its product as uncharacterized. NCBI's taxonomy places the organism in Eukaryota, Metazoa, Arthropoda, Insecta, Phasmatodea, Bacillidae. Gene Ontology annotation, molecular function: DNA binding. The coding region runs from base 2434 to 4692 and encodes 752 amino acids. The transcript has 2 exons. Gene Ontology annotation, cellular component: nucleus. The record is from RefSeq and is a predicted model, not a curated record.